Molecule: messenger RNA, 1779 nt
Organism: Saprolegnia parasitica CBS 223.65
Lineage: Eukaryota; Oomycota; Saprolegniomycetes; Saprolegniales; Saprolegniaceae
Exons: 7
Coding region: 31-1722 (563 amino acids)
Molecular function (GO): GTP binding
Source: RefSeq, a predicted model, not a curated record
GUUUCACAAGAUACCGAUUCCACGCAGAGCAUGUUGCGCCGAUUGAGUCGCGCGAUUCCGACGCGUCCGUGGACGUCGCUUCCGUUGACUGCGUCGCGCCAAUUCAACCAUGCGCCCAAGCUCACGGCGCUGCCUCGCGCCUUGGAGCAUUUCACCCACGGCCAUGCGUUCUGCACGGCGGCGACGGGCAGCGUCGAGACGAGUGCGCAUGCGCGCAAGCUCCUCGCCCACAUCGACCUCAUGGAAGAGCUCACUUGCAGUGGCUGCGGUAUCGAAAUGCAGUUCAAGGACGAGGCCAAGGUCGGGUACUGCUCGACGGCGGCGCUCGAGAAGAUCGAAGAUGUCCAGGAAAUUGCGACGAAGCUCAUCUGUCAGCGCUGCUUCCAGAUCCGCAACUAUGGCAAGAUCACCGACACGAAGAUGGCGUACGACGAAUACGAAAAGCGCGUCAAGGCGCUCAAGCCGCGCGAUAUGCUCAUGAUCCAGCUCGUCGACAUUCUCGACAUUACCGGUUCGUUGCUGGGCAACGCGCGUCAUGUUGUCGGGAAGAAACCCGUGCUUCUCGUGGUGAACAAGGCCGAUAUGAUCCCGACCCACUCGGGCGCGCGUCGGCUCAUGCGCCGCAUCAAGAUGGCCGCCGAAGAUCUCGGUAUUGAAAAUGUCAUUGGCAUUCGCCUCGUCAGCUCCACCAAGAGUCUUGGCAUCAAGGAGAUCAUCGGCGACAUCAAGAAACACCGCGAAAACCGCGAUGUGUGUGUCAUUGGCGCGGCCAACGCGGGCAAGAGCACGUUCCUAAACGCACUCAUCUCGCACGUGUCCAAGAGCAAAAAGUUUGGCGGCAAGGCGACGCAGCGCCGUGAACUCGAGGACAUUUCUCUCGACGACUUUGAAGAAAAGGCGCCCGAGCAGCUCGUGUUCAACGAAGACGAAAUCGAUGCGGACGAAGAAGUCUUGAGCCUCAAGCAGAAGAAGCAGCUCUCCAAGGGCGCGCCGUCCAAGCACAUGACGACGUCGGCGCUGCCCGGCACGACGCUGGCCGUGUCUCCGAUUCCCGUCGUGAUUGGCCAAAAGCCGUGCAACGUUCUCGACACGCCCGGUCUGAUUGUGGACAAGAAGCGCCAGCGGCUUGUCGAGAUUCUCUCGCAACCUGGCUGCAUGGAACUCACGAACGCCAUUCCGGGCAACAAGCUGCCGACAACCAUCUACAAGGUGGCGCCGGGCCGCAGCUUGUUCCUUGGCGCAAUGCUUCGCAUGGACUAUGAGAACGCCCUCUCGACCAAAGGCAAGAACGAGCUCCUCUUCACGUGGUACGGUGUCCUGCCGGGCCACCUCUCCAAGACAGAGCACGCAGACGACACGUUCAUGAAGCACGCGGGCGGCCUUCUUUCGCCGCCCCGGGGUCUUGACGCAAUCAGUCUCACGGGGCCGCUCCUUCCCCACAACAGUAGCGUCAAGCUUAGUGACUUCAUCACGACGGACGUCAAGACCAAGUCCAAGCUCGCCAAGCGACCGAAGCGCACGACUUUGGUCGAGCUCGUCGUGCCGGGCUUUGGGUGGCUCGCGGUCACGGGUGUCGACCUCGACGGCACAUUGGCGCUCGAGCAGACGCUCAAGAAGGCGUCCAUCAAGUUUUCGACGGUCGACGGCAUCCAAGUGCACCCUCGUGUGCCCCUCUUCCCGUACGAAAUGUCCAGCUCCAACAAGCACGAGUGGAAGCAGUAAACGAUCCUAAAUACCGUCAUCUUGACUAGACAUCUAUCAAUAUUUGAUUGCCACCGA